AUGGCUCCUUCCUCUUCCGUAGGCUCUGAUGUCUUCGCCAUACUCGCUCUGUUGUCCAUCUCCACAACAGUCACGCUUCUGCUACGAUACUAUCUCCCCUUGCGAGCGACCCCCGCCUACCUUCUAAUACCUGUCUUCCUGGCUCUCGCUCUCCCCUCGUCCAUUGUUUUGCUAGUACCCAUCGACCUAGCCUCGUCCUCUGGGACCGAUACCGAUGGCCAACGAGGAAUAUGGCUUCCCGACAAUGUCAUGUUGGUCGCCUGGAGGCUAGCAUACUGGCUUACCUUUGUCUUGACAUGGUUCGUGCUUCCUUUGCUCGGCGAGUACUGUGACUCAGGCUAUCGAGAACCUAAGGAUCGCUUCAUCUACUCCCUCCGCUCGAAUGCGCGCUACCAGCUCAUCACGCUAUCCGUUGGAACAGCUGGCGCCGUUUACUUUUUCUGGCAAAACCGCAACGACAAUACGACAAACAAGGCCGAAACUUUGAAGGCACUGGUAAUGGCCAUGGCCUACGCUUAUGGUCUGAUACUGGCAAUCUACCUUAUGGGACAUGGAUUAGUCGCCAUACCGCGACGUCUGAUCAGGGAUGCAAGCGUCAGUGCCAGAUUGAAAAGGCUUCAGAGCCAUGCGCCAGGAAUACAUGAGAAGCUGGAUGAGGCUGUCGAUAAUCUACAACAAGUUGAAGCCCAGAUCCUUCAGCUGCGUCAGCGAAAGAACACUAUGCCGAAAGAUUUACAGGAGUGGGUCGAGGAGCUUUACGAUACCUCCAGUCUCCCGGAGUCACGCCCCAGUGUCAGUUCUGCAACUGCACCUCCGCCCGUCGUGACGGAACGAUAUCUGGCCGAGCUGUCCCGAAAAGUCAAACGUGCUAGACACAAGCGUGCACGUUUCACUGGAGAGUGGAAUUAUCUAGUCCGACAGGCUGCCAGACUCCAGUCGCUUCUCGACCUAUCUUCGUCCCAACGUCCGAAAGCAGCCAACAUGCGCUACCAUGUCCAAGUCCAUAUUCUACCUGCCCUCCGUGUUAUCCUAGGCGUGUUCCUCGCCUGUGCAUCAGUUGGGCUACUCUGGUCAGAGGUGGUGCACGAGAUGGACUCCAAGCUCUCUCUGGUUGGCAAGAGCGUUGUUCAUCACCCUUCAAGCUCCCGAGGGCAGAUAGGAUUUGCUGGCCAAAUGAUAUCUGCGGCUUGGUUACUUUACAUGUGUGCUGCUGCACUGUACUCUGUAACGGAGGUCAAGGUCUGGGGUAACCGCGCGCUUGUGCGUCGCCAGACCUACGCUGAGAGCGCAUGUUGGUACAGCUUACAAGUCGCGAAGCUUACAGUCCCCCUGAGCUUCAACUUUAUCACUAUGAUCGAUCCGACCAUCAGCGAAGGUACCACUUUCUACCGGUUCCUUGGACGCCUGAUCAAUCUCACACCUGUGAUUGGCAACUUCUCCGCAUACUUCCCCAUUGUGGUCAUGCUUCCCGUUGUUGCAACUAUCUUCAACCUCUAUGGCAAGAUCAAGAACGUCAUUGGCUUUGGCGUGCUUGAAGACGAACACGAUGAGCCAGGGACAGGAACCUGGCGUGAAGGCCGUAUCCUGAUCGAACGCGAACUCCAGGCCGAUGGAUCACAGCUCCAUCUGGCUUCCUCGAGUCUUUUGUCUUCUGCUGAACCGUCACCACGCCAUAGUGCCGAUCUUAAUCGACCUUCCAGGCUGACCAACAACAGUCGAGCCUCUGCGGCCAGAAGAGCUGCAGUGCGAAUGCCUCAAGAGGACGAAGACACGAGUGAACGAGCAUUCUUCCAAGAUGUCGGUCAACGUGUGCGCAAUACUUUCGACACGGUGGAAGCGCCUGCAUGGCUCAAGGACAUUGGAGAUGGCAUCAAGAAGCCGAAGUGGAUGAACGGAGGUGACGAUGCCGGCUCCAGUUCAGGGGAUGGAGGCAACUUCUUUGGAAAACUAUUUGGUGGGGGUGGUGGUAGUGGAAACAAUGGUAAUAUAAGGCUGUAG
Molecule: messenger RNA, 1998 nt
Organism: Aureobasidium subglaciale EXF-2481
Lineage: Eukaryota; Fungi; Ascomycota; Dothideomycetes; Dothideales; Saccotheciaceae
Exons: 2
Coding region: 1-1998 (665 amino acids)
Cellular component (GO): membrane
Source: RefSeq, a predicted model, not a curated record